AAUCGUUGGGUAAUAAUAGCAUAAAUAUAAAAAUAGAUGGCUACUAUUAAUCAAAAUGAUCAUCAAAGUAUAAUAUUGAAAUCACAAAUAUAUUUUAAUACGUUAUAAAAUAAUACAAAAUUGGAAAUGGAUAUUCGUAAAAUAAACGAACUAUUUAUGUCAAUCAACGUUAAACUGCCAAUUGUCAAGUUAUAAAACGUCAUAGUCCCAUGUAUUACGGAUGAUAAUUUCAAAAUAAUUUAAAAAGCUAUCUCUUAUUUAUAAAUUGUUAACAAUGGUGAAAUUUCGUGAUGCAGCCUCUGCGUUUAGGACUUUAAAUGGGUUAAUCUGUGUGUAUAAACCGCCCACGGUAUCUGUGAAACAAGUUCAGCACACAAUAAUAACCAAUCUUUGUCGAGACCUGAAUGCCCUUCCUGAUCGUCCUCAAGAGAAGCGAGUAGAGAUAGUGGGAGCAACAAAUGAGCCUAUGACUGUUAAGCUGGUACCAAAUUAUGCUGAUGAUCCACUGGUCUGUGGACCAAGGUAUAUCCGUGAAGACUUUAAAUGCAGUUGGUCUACAUAUUUAGGACUUUUCAGCAGUGGAGUGUUGUUAUUAGGUAUCAAUGAAGGAACAAGCCUUACAUACCACGUAAAUGUAGCAAGGCCUACAAGAGCAUAUAAGGUCCAUGGUCAGCUGGGUAAAGCAACAGACACAUAUUUCUGGAACGGCAAGACAAUUGAGAAAUCUAUGUACAAGCAUGUGACGAGAGAGAAAAUGGACAGAGUAGUGGCUCACAUACAAGCGGCGCAUCAGAAAACUAUGUAUGAAUUGGCAGGUGUAGAUAUGAAUUCCCAGACUAUGUAUGAGCUUGCCUCUCAGGGAUUAAUCAGACCUACCAACUCCAAAAUACCAGUCUUGUACGGCAUCAAGUGUGUGCAUUUUGAUUCACCCAACUUUACAUUAGAAAUCCAAGCAGUAAAUGAAUAUGACAAAUAUCUCUGGACUCUAGUUCAUGAUCUAGGUGUGCAACUAAAAACAUCAGCGUACUGCACUGGAGUGCAGUGCAUUCGGCAAGGCAAGUUCAACCUUGAGAUGUCCCUGCUGAGGAAACAUUGGCAACUAGAGCACAUUGUAGACAACAUGGAUAAGUGCCGACAACUUCUUGAAGAGAAUGAAAAAUUGCUGAGGCCAGAAUCUGCCGUAUUAAGUUUAUAAAUAGUUCUUACAAUAAUAGUGUAAAUACAGUUACAAAAUAAAGAUGUCAGUGUUUUAAUGAA
Messenger RNA from Manduca sexta (tobacco hornworm), 1257 nucleotides. Its product is annotated as mitochondrial mRNA pseudouridine synthase Trub2. Gene Ontology annotation, biological process: RNA processing; pseudouridine synthesis. NCBI's taxonomy places the organism in Eukaryota, Metazoa, Arthropoda, Insecta, Lepidoptera, Sphingidae. The transcript is spliced from 5 exons. The record is from RefSeq and is a predicted model, not a curated record. Gene Ontology annotation, molecular function: RNA binding; pseudouridine synthase activity. The coding region runs from base 275 to 1195 and encodes 306 amino acids.